This is a messenger RNA of Penicillium lagena, 750 nucleotides long. RefSeq lists its product as uncharacterized. The transcript has a single exon. The record is from RefSeq and is a predicted model, not a curated record. Lineage: Eukaryota; Fungi; Ascomycota; Eurotiomycetes; Eurotiales; Aspergillaceae. The coding region runs from base 1 to 750 and encodes 249 amino acids.
AUGAUGCACAAGGCGGUUCUGUCGCCCAAGCGCAAACGCGAGCCCUCCGAGUCAGACUACUAUAGCAGCCCCGCCGCCUCACCAACCUCGACGGUGUCCGUCACUAGUUACCAGGAGGCCCGGCUCCGCGAGGAGGAGGAUCUGGGCCGGAACAGUCCGCGCGCCGCGGUGGCCGGGCGAUUUGGAGAAUUAGCUAUUCACGGCGAACGCCUCUCGGAUCCCCCCACAGGCCCGGCUACGCCUCCAGCUUCGGGAUCAUGCUUGUCGGACGGCCAGCAGAACCCGAAACCCAAGCCUGACAUUUUACCCGCCGUCUCCGCUCAGACGGAAUGGGACAACGAGUCGGCAGCCAUUUCUCCUCCAAGAAAACAGGCCGUGCCGUCGUCUCGCAAGCAGCAGAGUCCCGCUUCCUCACCCUCCAAAGCCCGCAAACAACGACUAUCACCACCUCUUCCAGAUCAUAUAUCGGAGGACCCGCUGGUCUGGCAUGACUCGGAGAUUACAGGUCACAGCCCUUCUGAUCCCACCGAUGACGGCUAUGGGAUCAACGGUAUUGGUUUCAAACCGACCGCGGCGAUCGCCUGGGCAAGGUCGCAGAAGCGACAGCAGCAGGUCGCUCAGUGGAAGAGUCGCGAAGCACGGGAGGCCCGUGAGAAGCGACGGCAAAGACGACAUGAAGACGGCGAGCGGGAUAGUAUGCGCAGCAUACAUGAACGCGCAAUCCAGAAGCGGGUCAAAUUCGAUGUUUAA